Molecule: messenger RNA, 1223 nt
Organism: Phytophthora infestans T30-4
Lineage: Eukaryota; Oomycota; Peronosporomycetes; Peronosporales; Peronosporaceae
Exons: 9
Coding region: 54-1223 (389 amino acids)
Biological process (GO): endoplasmic reticulum to Golgi vesicle-mediated transport
Cellular component (GO): Golgi membrane; endoplasmic reticulum-Golgi intermediate compartment; endoplasmic reticulum membrane
Source: RefSeq, a predicted model, not a curated record
CGUCGAUCGCACAGUAAUACCAAACACGGCGACGAAGUUCAGGCAAGAUUGUCAUGGCUCAACCCGGUUCAUUCCAGAACCCUAACAACCGCCAGCGACCGGCGCAGCUUAACGCGACGCCAGGCUUCAGUGCGGCUCCUCAAUUCCCGUCGCAGCCGGCCAUGGGCCAGCAGCGCACGCCACAGCGCGGACCUGCGCACCAGUUUUACCAGAAGCCCUCAGCUUCUCCAGCGCAAGCUCCGACGUCGGACGGAUUCUUUAACCAGCAGGCUUCUCCGGCCUUCACUCAAGACUUCCACCAACCAGGAAUGAAUUCGGUCCCUCCUGCACAGCAGCAGUUCCAGUCGACUCCCGCAGGCUUUCAACACCGUCAUCCGGCACAGGGCAACAACUUCGGAGAUUAUGCGCAAAACGCCCCGCAGCAGACCCCGCCGAACAGCAACCCGCGGCCACAUAUGCAACAGCCUCAGCAGACGCAACAAGCGGACUUUAUCAACCAGUUCUCCAGUAACCCGAUGGCAGGGCUGGCGAUGAACAGUGCCCAAGAUUUCUUGCAAAAGCAGUCGGAGAUGUAUCUACCCGGAGCGUAUGGCGUCUGGGGCAGCUUGAAGUACUACUUCACUGUCAACAACUCUUACGUUAAGAGUCGUCUCAACAUCUUGCUGCUCCCGUUCCGGCACAAGAACUGGCGCCGCAUUGGCAAUGGCGAGCAAGACGGGUCCAAGCUGAUGCAAUACGCUCCUCCUACUCGUGACAGCAACGCACCCGAUCUCUACAUCCCGCUGAUGGGAUUUCUCACCUAUGUUUUGCUUGUGGGCUACUCUAAGGGCACAUCGAAUCAGUUCAGCCCCGAUGUGAUCACCAAGGAUGCGAGCUACUGUCUUGUGAUGCAGUUGAUCGAGAUCGGAGUUCUGGCCGCCUGCCUCUACGUGCUCAACAGCUCCAUCUCGUUCCUCGACUUGGUAUCAUUUUCGGGCUACAAGUAUAUCCCGUUGGUAAUCAAUGCGGUCGUCUUCCAGUUGCUCGGCUCAAUCGCUUACUACGUGUCGCUACUGUACACUGGUGUGGCUGUGUCCUAUUUCACGCUUAACUGCAUGAAAGGAAGCGUAGCGGAACCCACUUCUGAGAACCGCCUCUUCCGGAACUAUCUGCUUUUUGGUGUGUCGUGCUUGCAACUCAUUCUCGUCUGCUGGAUCUCAUACACCACCGCUCCUGGUGAAUAA